AUGUCUGAUAAAUCAGUACGCAUUGAAAGUUUGCUUGGUAUGUUGACUGUGAAGUUGCAAGAUGACAAUUUUGUUAAGUUGAAUUAUCAGUUUCAGUCGGUUUUACGAGGGUAUGAUUUCUUUGAAUUCUUUACUGGUGAGUCUCCUUGUCCACCAAAGUUUGUGGUUAACACUGAGAAUGGAGUGACUACAGAAAUCACAGCAGCUUAUAAAUCUUGGGUUCAGAAAGAUAUGGCCCUAUUGAGUCUGUUAAUUGCUACUUUGUCGGAUGAUGCUAUGGAAUAUGUAAUAGGGUGUAAAACGUCUCAUGAAGCUUGGAUAAAUUUACAAGACCGCUAUGCGUCUGUGUCCAGGGCUAGGAUUAAUCAACUCAAAAUUGAGUUUCAUACAAUUCAAAAAGGCAGUGAUUCUAUUGACAAGUAUUUGCUUCGGUUGAAAGCCAUUCGGGAUCAGCUUGUGUCUGCAGGGGAGAGGAUUACUGAUAAUGAUUUUGUUAUUACUGCUUUAUCUGGAUUACCACCGGAGUUUGAUAUUGUCAAGGCUGUAGUUUUAGCAAGGGAGACUUCUAUUCCGCUGAAAGAUUUCAGAGCGCAGUUGAUUGGUGUUGAAUCUGCUAUGGAAGCAAGGGUCUCUACGCUGGCAAGUGGCAUGGCUGCAAUGUAUGUUCAAGGAGAUAAGGUCACAGGUGGUCAUCAGAAUUCCGGGUAUUCACAAGGAGAGAGUUCAAAUGCAGGAUCCCGAAUUGGUGAUAUUCAAGGCUAUCAAGGGAACAACAGGUUUCAAAACAGAAAUAUGAAUGACAUGGCAGAUGAUGUGGCAGAUGAUGUGGCAUUCACUUGA
Malus domestica (apple) is the source of this 840-nucleotide messenger RNA. Lineage: Eukaryota; Viridiplantae; Streptophyta; Magnoliopsida; Rosales; Rosaceae. The record is from RefSeq and is a predicted model, not a curated record.